GGGGGGGAGUGCAACGCACCCUGGCGGCGUCGGAAGCCAGGGGUGUCUGUUGCAUUUGAAACCAGGGCUCCUUGAUGCGUGUGAAACCCAGGGGGAUUUUGGGAUGAUUUUAUUUUUCGCUUGGCUCUCGUUGGCAUUUGGGCAGAUUACAUGUCUCUCGAGUUCUUCCUCUGCCCGGUCUCGCUACUAGAGAGAGGCAGCUGGGGAAGUUGUGUUGUUUUCACUGGAGAUGACUUUGCAGCAGGGAGCUGAAUGGAGAGCCCCACUUUCUUCUUCCCCACGCCCCAUGCCCCUUCACAGCAAGUGACAGGAAGGAAGUAAAGUUUGCAAGCAACCUUCAGCAACAGUAACUUUCUGCACAAGUCUCCCAGUGCCACACAGCUGCCUGUGCUCAAGGUGCCUUUGAUGUGUGUGCAGCAGCUUCUGGAAAGUGGACUGCAGCCUUCCCUUCCCCAUCACCUCCCCUCCCACCACCACCUCAGCCCACACAUGCGAUUUGUUUAAGAAAAGUGAUGAAAUGAACAAGAAGUGAUGAAUUACAGGCGAAUUUCCCUAAAAAGAGAUUGGAACGAGGAGCUUGGGGGAGCGGAUCGCAGCCAGCACAGAAGCUUGCAAGGGGAAGAGAUCUCUGUUGCCCUUUUUUUGCAACAGAAAGGAACUGAUCUGGGGCUGGGGGCGCUGAAUGUUUGGCUGGGUGUUAAUGUAUCUUAGCGGCGUUAUGCAAAAGGCUCUAUAUGCUUGUAUUUGACUUGCAAUGCCGGCGUCUCUCUGGGAUGCAAACCCUUGCACAGGAUGAAAACAGGUCAGUCUUCUAGAAUGCCCGAGGAAAAUUCCCCAAGACGGAGUCCUCAGAAUAUCCCUUAUCAGGACCUUCCUCAUAUGGUCAAUACAGAUGGACAAUAUCUUUUCUGCAGAUAUUGGAAACCAGCCACAACUCCAAGGGCCCUUGUGUUUAUCGCUCAUGGUGCUGGGGAACACUGCGGCCGCUAUGAUGACUUAGCCCAGAUGCUGACAGGACUUAACUUGUUUGUAUUUGCUCAUGACCAUGUUGGCCAUGGGCAGAGCGAAGGUGACCGCAUGGUCGUGUCAGAUUUCCAUGUUUUCAUCAGAGACAGCUUGCAGCACAUUGAACUCAUGAAGAAGGAUCACCCAGACCUCCCCAUUUUCAUUCUGGGGCAUUCUAUGGGAGGAGCCAUCUCCAUCCUAACUGCCUGCGAGAGACCAAAUGAAUUUUCAGGCCUGGUGUUAAUUUCUCCUUUAGUUGUAGCAAGCCCAGAGGUAGCGACGCCUAUCAAGGUUUUUGCAGCUAAAGUGCUCAACUUUGUUCUACCAAACCUGACGCUGGGAGCUAUAGACCCAAAUGCGGUUUCCCGGAACAAAAAGGAGGUUGAAUCUUACACCUCAGACCCCCUGGUCUACCAUGGGGGCAUGAAGAUCUCCUUUGUCAUCCAGCUGAUGAAUGCCAUUGCCAAAAUAGAGCGAUCGCUGCCUAAAUUGACUCUGCCAGUCUUGGUGCUACAUGGUUUGCCCGACAAGCUCUGCGACAUCAAAGGUUCCUACUUACUGAUGGACACCGUGCAGAGUCAGGACAAAACACUUAAGGUGUAUGACGAGGCCUAUCAUGCUCUCCAUAAAGAGCUGCCUGAGGUCAGCACUGCUGUGUUUAAGGAAAUACUAACAUGGAUUGGUCAGAAGGUCUCAGCAGCUGGAGGACCCAGCCACACUUAAGCCGCCUUGUUACCGUCUCAAUGGUCUUCUGGGGAUGGAAGUUUGUUUGUUUGGUUGGUUUUUUUUAAAAAGUCUCUCUGGAAAAGAUUUAACUUAGAGGGACUCCUAGGAUACUUUGCUAUGACAGGUUUCAGAGUAGCAGCCGUGUUAGUCUGUAUUCGCAAAAAGAAAAGGAGUACUUGUGGCACCUUAGAGACUAACAAAUUUAUUAGAGCAUAAGCUUUCGUGAGCUACAGCUCACUUUGAAGUGAGCUGUAGCUCACGAAAGCUUAUGCUCUAAUAAAUUUGUUAGUCUCUAAGGUGCCACAGUACUCCUUUUCACUUUGCUAUGAGUAGACAUUCCUGUCACAUAGGAGGGAGACACUGCUCAGUCAUUUAAAGAGGCCAUUGCCCUAAAGCAGGAAAGGGGGUUAGGGCAGCGGAAGAAGUCACUGAAAAAAAACUUUCCAGGUUGGUUAUUGUACUACAAGGCUCCUGUUUGCAAAAGCCCUCCCUCCCCCCAUGUUCUUUGUUUUCUCUGGAAUUCCUGAUGUGCCAAGGCUGUUUUUAUUCUGCAAUAAUCUUUGGAAUGUUCAGUAGUUCUGCAUUUUUCAUUUCAUUCCAUUUCUACUCCUGCGGAGUACGGUCCCCUUCCCUGCUCCCGCAGUUGCAGAACAUACUGUAUAAGAAGUCUUUACCCUUGAGAAGGGAACACUAGAGAGAGUUAGCAAAGAGAGCUUGGGGAUGGGGAGAGAGGAAUAAUUCCAUACUUGAAGGUGAAAAGCUAAUUUUCUAGGUCAAACCAAUCUGAAGCAACCUCUUUUAGCACGAGGCCUGAAGGGUAGGGACCUACCCUACCAGUUUGCACUCUAGAAAGACAUGUUGUUUAACCGCGGUUUAAUUCCCAGCACCAGAGCAGAGUUCACAGAGGAGAAGGACUAAUGUAGAAGAAGAUACUUAAAACCUACUAAGCACACACAAACUGUGUGACUUUCAGAUACCAAACCCUCUCCCCUCUGCAAGAUGAGCUACUCUGUAAAUAUUCCUAGGGGCUGCUUUUUAAAAAAAAAAAAAAAAUUACUUAUGCUACUGAUACUUAAGAUGUAAAGUCAAAAUUUUAUUUAAGAGGAAAUAUUAAUAUACUAUAUGGUGUGUAUCUCAGCAGCUCAGAGAGCUGUCAUUGAGGAAGGGAGCAGCAUCUGAAGAAGGAGCUAACUGUCCUCACCCCUGCAUUGUCAUAGCCAUGGCAAGGUUGUUCCACUAUGGUCCAUUCCUCUCAUAACUACUCUACAGCAAUCAUUUGGCCUUUUCCCCUCAUCAGCUGGAGAUGACCAGAAAUGCUAGUCAAGCUCAGAACAUAUAGUUAAAGGAAGGGCAUUGAGAUAGCUGACAUGUACCCUCACAGUCCACUUAUUUACUAAGAGCCUCAUAAUGUUAUUAAGUUUCCCUGCAAGCACUUCCGAUUCUGUGAAAUGCACUCUAGAAGGCAUUUCUUGGGUGAUUCUCCCAGACUUAGCAGCUGUGUCUUAGCUGGGUGGCAAUGAAGGGUUACGCUUGCUCCUGAGAGUUAGGUGGGCAGUUAAAAGCAUAUCAUAGAGCACACUAGGUAGCCAAACAUCUGUAUCUGAAUAUUGGGGCUAGAACAAGCAGUACAGAAGGAUAUUGAUGAAUUGCCACAAAGACAGCUGCCACCAGAAAGUUUGUAAAUCCAGCAGAUUCUGAUACUGGUUGGAAGCUACAGAUCCAAAUGCCAGAGCUGACUGGUCUUUCAUACCAGCAAGGCUAGAGGAAGACUUCUAGGAGAACUUUCAACAUGAAAACUCACUCACAUAGCAAGUGAGCUUGCAUCAGCCGGUUAGCCUUUCCUCUUGUAGUUGUGUUACAGCUCGUCUACACAGGGAAAUCAACUGCCAGAACUGUAUUGUUAUACCACUGUGGUUAUGCCAGUAUAAACUCCCUUUGUGGACAUACAAGUAUCCACACAGUUAAAGCAGUGGACAUUCUUAGAUCAGUUAUACUGGUAUAAAUAUAUCAGGAUAGUUUUGCCAGGCAAUAUCCCAUGCAGACAUGCCCUUAGUAAUAGGCCUCUGCCCACAUGCAAGAGAGAGUUUAGCUUUUUCCUCCCACUCUCUUAGGCGUUCCAACAAUAAGUCAAUCAAAGUUCUGCAGAGAGUGCAGGAAGCAUUUCAUCACAGGGAAAAGCAAGUAUCCUCCAUGGUUUCCAUUGUAGAGGAGGCCUGUGUCUUCUACAGGCAUUGUACAGUAGCUGGAGCUAUCACAGGUCCUUGCUGCUCCCUUUCCAACUCUGCCCUGGAGGAGAGUAGGGCAGUAUUCCCAUCAUGACAGUUUGCUGCUGUUUCAGUGGCUUGUAAGGCAAUGUACCACUAUUUCACUUCCCCUUGAAAUCCAUUCUGGCAGGACACAGGAAAGGUAACCUUGUGCAAUAACAAUAAGCAUCAGAGUCUGACUUUCAUGAGCUCAGACCUGUUCUCUAAUAAUGGUUUGAGAAGUUAAUGGAAGUCAUCCUUGUGCUUGCAACUGUUUAGUGCAUCUAAUCAAAAAUGCUGUUCUUUACAGAUUGGCUCUGGCAUUUUUACAGCUCUGGCUUCCUGGCUGCAAUCUGUGAAAUCAUUAUAAAUCUCAGCAGUUCAGCUCAACUUGAAUUUAAAACCCUGUUCCAGCCAAUCAACUGCUACCACCAAGACCUGUAAACCCCCUACAAUGGCUUUUGGGUAUCAACACAAGGUGAAGCUCAGGCGUUGCAUGCUCAAGAGCAUCCAGUGAGCUGGCUUGUGGCAACAUUUUUCUCCUACGGGUCAGUCGUUCCCCCCACAUACACACGCUAACCAUGUGCUGGGGAGAGACGGUGAGCAUGGAAACAUUACGGUGGUGGAAGACUGCCUACCUCUUAGGCCUUGAGCAUGCAUUAGGUAGGUGUAAUCAUACAGUAAUGUGUGCUAGGGUGACACAGGGAAUACUAGAAAUACUUUAUAAAUAAAAAGGAGGUGAUUAGAAGAUAUGAUUUUCAAAAGCACCUAAUGUUGUCCUGAAUCUGCUACCAUUGACUUAAAUUGGAGCAGAAUUAGUUGAGUGCUGAGCUCUUCUGGGGGGAGAGGGGAGAAUCCUAAAUGAACAAGCACUUGAAAGAAAGAACUAACUCUACAGUGUGAUGGUCGCAGCCCUGCUGCUUCCUAGAACCUGUAUGUGGCCAUAGGAAGUCCUGGGGUCAGUGCCUUUGAUCAGCUCUGUUGUUUAGCCUGAGAGAGAGCUGCUUUCUUCCUGAGCUUGGAAGCAAUAUGUAAGAAGAAAAUGAGGAUGAUAAAAAGAAAACCUGUCCUUCUGUCCAGCUAAGCUCAGCAACGUCAUACAGGCAGGGGAAGCUGUGUUUGAAAACAAAGUGUUCAGAUGACAUUUGGCAAAGCUGACAUUUGCUGCUGCUCUCAGACAAUUUUCUGAAGCACUAUCUUUUGGGAAACUGGGCCUCGGGAAGACCUAGCUGAGAAAUUGAGGGCCAGUUUCUAACAGACUUGAAUAGAGCUCAGAUCUCACUGUUUAACAUAGAAACAGAGCUAGACCCUCAGGUAGUGUAAAUCAAUGUUUUUUCAGUAUAGACUUCAAGAUGCAGGUAUAAAUUAACAUAGCUCUAAUGAGGUCACUUGUGCUACACUGAUUGACAGCAGUUGGGGAUCCGCCCCACAUUUAAACUCUUGCUGCUAUAGUUGAUCCAUUGCCACAGGUCCAAACUGGCUUAAACUGGCACAUUUAGUCUCCACCAUGUCCUAGUGGAAAUCCCUUCUUGAGCAAUUUCAUUAGCAGCAGGAAGAUCUGCCACCAGCAGAAAUGUAAUUAAGACCUUUAUUUUCAAAUAUCAUGGACACUUUAGGGGGAGCACUGCUGGCCUUAUGAACUUCCAGAUUGCUCUGCUGAGACAAAUGGGGAUAGUUUCCCUCCGAGUAUAGAAUGCAUUUAUGAUGGAGCAAUAGUAGUCUGUAACUACUGUAUAUGCAGUAUCACUACAAAGUACCAAGCAUAGCAUCAAAAGAUCAUACUCAUAAUGUGUAAUCCACACAAUUUUCUAUUUCACCUGCUCUUUUUAUAUUGGUCACCCUAGCACACGGUCAACAUAAACCUGUAGAGAUCACUUAUUUUUCCAAGUAAUUUCUGAGCCCGUCAUAUCAUUGUGCUCCAGUUGAAUACAAUAUAUACACAUGUGCAUACAUGUAUUUUCAGUGGGAAAAGUGUGUACAAGUUUAGGAUUCUUUAAAGGAAUACAAUGUAUAUUGCAACUAAUAAUAAAGUUAUGUUUUCUGAA
Dermochelys coriacea (leatherback sea turtle) is the source of this 6019-nucleotide messenger RNA. RefSeq names its product monoglyceride lipase (gene MGLL). The transcript is spliced from 8 exons. NCBI's taxonomy places the organism in Eukaryota, Metazoa, Chordata, Testudines, Dermochelyidae. Gene Ontology annotation, molecular function: lipase activity. The coding region runs from base 793 to 1728 and encodes 311 amino acids. The record is from RefSeq and is a predicted model, not a curated record. Gene Ontology annotation, cellular component: membrane.